AAAAUGGGAAAUGACGUCCCUCUACGUUCUAGAAAGCGCCCUCUGAUUAUUCCAGAGCUGCAAUGGUACAGGGGAGGGAGCAAUGGCUAUUUAAAGAGGGUAAAAUAACACAAGAUCUUUAGUGCUGAGUAACCGCCUCCAAACAGACACAACAGGAUCAACUGAUCAUCUGUAUCACGGUUUAAAGAGGCAGGAUUUGACACCGUAGCCACGACGGUGCCUUUAUUCACGUUCUUCUUUUUCAAGAGACUGACGAAUCCUUGGGCAGCGGCACCAACCCGGUCUGCAUAGGAGAAAAUGGGCAAAGAUUAUUACAAAAUAUUGGGAAUCGCGAAAGGAGCAUCAGACGACGACAUCAAAAAGGCAUACAGAAAACAGGCUCUGAAAUGGCAUCCUGACAAAAACAAGGCGGCUAAUGCGGAGGAGAAAUUCAAGGAGGUCGCGGAGGCUUAUGAAGUUCUCAGUGAUCCAAAGAAACGGGAAAUAUACGACCAGUACGGCGAAGAAGGCCUUAAAGGAGGUGGAGGAGCAUCCGACGGGCCAGGAGGCAACUUCACCUACACCUUCCAUGGAGAUCCUCAUGCAACGUUUGCCACGUUUUUCGGGGGAGCCAAUCCUUUCGAGAUAUUUUUUGGCAGGAAAGUCAAUGGACGAGAUGAUGAUGACAUGGAGGUGGACGGAAGUGACCCCUUUGGUUCUUUUACGAGUUUUAACAUUAAUGGAUUUCCACGCGAACGGCACGUUGGCCAGGGCGGCCCGCCGCGCAGAAAACAGGACCCCGCGAUCCAUCACGAGCUCCGGGUGUCUCUAGAGGAGGUCUUUCAUGGGUGCACCAAGCGCAUGAAAAUCUCACGCAAGCGCUUGAAUCCGGACGGUCGGACCUUGAGAACCGAGGACAAAAUCCUCACUAUUGAGAUCAAGCGUGGCUGGAAAGAGGGAACCAAAAUCACGUUUCCACGCGAGGGUGACGAAACGCCCAACACUAUUCCUGCCGAUAUUGUGUUUGUCAUUAAGGACAAGCCUCACGGCCACUUUCGACGAGAGGGGUCUGACAUCGUGUACCCGGUCCGGGUCAGUUUGCGCCAGUCAUUGUGUGGCUGCUCCGUCACCGUGUCGACGAUAGAUGGUAAAACGUGCAAUAUGAAGAUAACUGAUGUUAUAAAACCCGGCAUGAGGAAGAUCAUUGCUGGACAAGGACUGCCCUUCCCAAAGAACCCAGAACAAAGAGGGGACCUCAUUGUGGAGUUUGAUGUGAACUUUCCUGACAGUCUGCCAUCUAAUGCCAAGGAUGUCCUGAAAAGACACUUACCAGUCUCAUAAAGUGAACUUGGACAGACUUUACUGACAUUUCUACAUGAACAAUUCAGUCCCCUCGCAUAUGUGGACUAAAAUGACAAAUCAAAUUUUGAGAAUGUGCAAUUUCUAUUUUUUAUCUAAAUGUUUGUUAAAUAUAUAUGUCUAUGUUAUAUAUCUAACACACACACACACACACACAUAUAUAUAUAUAUAUAUAUAUAUAUAUAUGUUGCAUGCCUAUGUAUGUCAAUGCAAGCUUAGAGUGCUAUUUGUGUCUGAAAGGUUUUAGUUUUUUUGCUUCAUUUUAAAUGUGCAUUUGAAAUGUUUUAUUGAAAUGUUAUACAGCAUCAGUAUUUUACAGACUACAUUAGAAAUAUGUAUUUGUUUGCCUUUUUCAAGUAGAAAAUCCAAGUAGAAAAUUAAUCUGUACUGACAGAUCAUGUACUGUUCUUCUCUCUAAAUGCACAAAGUGAUAUAAUUUUAGUAAAUGAUGGCUUGAAGUGAACUGUGUGAUGCUAUCAUGGAUACUUGCCUUCAUUCAUGAGAUAGCAUUUAGCUAGAUUCAUAAUGCCUUUUCAGAUCUGAUAUGUCAGAUUCCUGUAAAUGUGAGCAACAGACUCACAUAAUGUACCUGUCUUUGACAGAGACCAAAAAAUGGUGACUUGUGCUGUGGGUUCAUAGCAUGUUUAUUCAUUGAAAGUUUGGAGAGCAUUUGCAUAAUUGGUAUUAUUUUACCUUACAUUUUUACUCUGUUGACUACUUCUAGUGUCUUGUGUUUGGAAGUUUAUUCUGGCUAAAUCCUUAUUCAAUUAAUAAAAACUGUUGGAGAUAGGCUACAGAACCCUCAA
Molecule: messenger RNA, 2144 nt
Organism: Ctenopharyngodon idella (grass carp)
Lineage: Eukaryota; Metazoa; Chordata; Actinopteri; Cypriniformes; Xenocyprididae
Gene: dnajb4
Product: DnaJ heat shock protein family (Hsp40) member B4
Exons: 3
Coding region: 298-1320 (340 amino acids)
Cellular component (GO): cytosol
Molecular function (GO): protein-folding chaperone binding
Source: RefSeq, a predicted model, not a curated record